This is a messenger RNA of Hemibagrus wyckioides, 687 nucleotides long. RefSeq names its product luteinizing hormone subunit beta (gene lhb). Lineage: Eukaryota; Metazoa; Chordata; Actinopteri; Siluriformes; Bagridae. Gene Ontology annotation, biological process: G protein-coupled receptor signaling pathway. The record is from RefSeq and is a predicted model, not a curated record. Gene Ontology annotation, cellular component: cytoplasm; extracellular region. Gene Ontology annotation, molecular function: hormone activity. The transcript is spliced from 3 exons. Bases 156 to 578 code for a protein of 140 amino acids.
GAAAAAGUAGCCGCGAUUGUGUCAGAGCACUUAGCUGUAAUUUAUUUGAGAUUAGUGUGAUAAGGCCAGGGUUCGAUUCUGCGCACUAUAUAAACGUGUUAAACUCUUACAGGGACAGACGGCAGCCUGCUGAGCGAUCACUGCAAACUCUUAAGAUGCCAGUGCCAGCUUUCUCUUUUCUUCUCCUAUAUUUCUUGAUCAACGUCUUCUCUCCUGCUCAAAGCUACCUUCUGACCCACUGUGAACCUGUUAAUGAGACGGUUUCUGUAGAGAAAGAUGGCUGCCCCAAAUGCCUUGUGUUUCAAACCUCCAUCUGCAGUGGACACUGCUUCACCAAGGAACCCGUGUACAAGAGCCCAUUCUCUUCCAUCUAUCAGCAUGUCUGCACCUACAGAGAUGUCCGCUAUGAAACGGUUCGCCUGCCGGAUUGUCACCCAGGGGUCGAUCCCCAUGUCACGUAUCCUGUCGCUUUAAGCUGCGAGUGCAGCCUGUGCACCAUGGACACCUCGGACUGUACCAUCGAGAGCCUGAAGCCAGAUUUCUGUAUGACCCAGAAAGAGUUUAUCCUGGAUUACUGAACCUCUGCUAAAGUGUAUGCAGAAUGAAUCAUUUACUCUAAGAAUGAUCAGAUUCAGACCUUGUUGUAAGAACUGCUUGCAAAAUACAACACACAAAAUGACUUAAGAA